Molecule: messenger RNA, 2046 nt
Organism: Macrosiphum euphorbiae (potato aphid)
Lineage: Eukaryota; Metazoa; Arthropoda; Insecta; Hemiptera; Aphididae
Source: the annotation of a GenBank genome assembly
AUGCACUUAACUGGUUUUGAAAAUAUCUUUUUUGGUGAUCACACCGAAAAAGCCUUCCAAAAUACACCUACCAGCCGAUUCGUCCGUAAACUCAUAAAUAUCAUACAUUUUAAAGCGUAUUAUUUUUCUGGAGCUCAAGUCCACCGCGUGCCGCACUUGGGUAGUACAUAUUUUGAAUCUAUUUUGAAUGCCCUUUCGAUUAAAAAUAGUUUUGAAAAUAUCUUUUUUGGUGAUCACACCGAAAAAGCCUUCCAAAAUACACCUACCAGCCGAUUCGUCCGUAAACUCAUAAAUAUCAUACAUUUUAAAGCGUAUUAUUUUUCUGGAGCUCAAGUCCACCGCGUGCCGCACUUGGGUAGUACAUAUUUUGAAUCUAUUUUGAAUGGCCUUUCGAUUAAAAAUAGUUUUGAAAAUAUCUUUUUUGGUGAUCACACCGAAAAAGCCUUCCAAAAUACACCUACCAGCCGAUUCGUCCGUAAACUCAUAAAUAUCAUACAUUUUAAAGCGUAUUAUUUUUCUGGAGCUCAAGUCCACCGCGUGCCGCACUUGGGUAGUACAUAUUUUGAAUCUAUUUUGAAUGCCCUUUCGAUUAAAAAUAGUUUUGAAAAUAUCUUUUUUGGUGAUCACACCGAAAAAGCCUUCCAAAAUACACCUACCAGCCGAUUCGUCCGUAAACUCAUAAAUAUCAUACAUUUUAAAGCGUAUUAUUUUUCUGGAGCUCAAGUCCACCGCGUGCCGCACUUGGGUAGUACAUAUUUUGAAUCUAUUUUGAAUGCCCUUUCGAUUAAAAAUAGUUUUGAAAAUAUCUUUUUUGGUGAUCACACCGAAAAAGCCUUCCAAAAUACACCUAAUAGCCGAUUCGUCCGUAAACUCAUAAAUAUCAUACAUUUUAAAGCGUAUUAUUUUUCUGGAGCUCAAGUCCACCGCGUGCCGCACUUGGGUAGUACAUAUUUUGAAUCUAUUUUGAAUGCCCUUUCGAUUAAAAAUAGUUUUGAAAAUAUCUUUUUUGGUGAUCACACCGAAAAAGCCUUCCAAAAUACACCUAAUAGCCGAUUCGUCCGUAAACUCAUAAAUAUCAUACAUUUUAAAGCGUAUUAUUUUUCUGGAGCUCAAGUCCACCGCGUGCCGCACUUGGGUAGUACAUAUUUUGAAUCUAUUUUGAAUGCCCUUUCGAUUAAAAAUAGUUUUGAAAAUAUCUUUUUUGGUGAUCACACCGAAAAAGCCUUCCAAAAUACACCUACCAGCCGAUUCGUCCGUAAACUCAUAAAUAUCAUACAUUUUAAAGCGUAUUAUUUUUCUGGAGCUCAAGUCCACCGCGUGCCGCACUUGGGUAGUACAUAUUUUGAAUCUAUUUUGAAUGCCCUUUCGAUUAAAAAUAGUUUUGAAAAUAUCUUUUUUGGUGAUCACACCGAAAAAGCCUUCCAAAAUACACCUACCAGCCGAUUCGUCCGUAAACUCAUAAAUAUCAUACAUUUUAAAGCGUAUUAUUUUUCUGGAGCUCAAGUCCACCGCGUGCCGCACUUGGGUAGUACAUAUUUUGAAUCUAUUUUGAAUGCCCUUUCGAUUAAAAAUAGUUUUGAAAAUAUCUUUUUUGGUGAUCACACCGAAAAAGCCUUCCAAAAUACACCUACCAGCCGAUUCGUCCGUAAACUCACAAAUAUCAUACAUUUUAAAGCGUAUUAUUUUUCUGGAGCUCAAGUCCACCGCGUGCCGCACUUGGGUAGUACAUAUUUUGAAUCUAUUUUGAAUGCCCUUUCGAUUAAAAAUAGUUUUGAAAAUAUCUUUUUUGGUGAUCACACCGAAAAAGCCUUCCAAAAUACACCUACCAGCCGAUUCGUCCGUAAACUCAUAAAUAUCAUACAUUUUAAAGCGUAUUAUUUUUCUGGAGCUCAAGUCCACCGCGUGCCGCACUUGGGUAGUACAUAUUUUGAAUCUAUUUUGAAUGCCCUUUCGAUUAAAAAUAGUUUUGAAAAUAUCUUUUUUGGUGAUCACACCGAAAAAGCCUUCCAAAAUACACCUACCAGCCGCGUGGCAUAUACAUUUUAA